Molecule: messenger RNA, 1209 nt
Organism: Lotus japonicus
Lineage: Eukaryota; Viridiplantae; Streptophyta; Magnoliopsida; Fabales; Fabaceae
Product: heat stress transcription factor B-4b-like
Exons: 2
Coding region: 58-873 (271 amino acids)
Biological process (GO): regulation of transcription by RNA polymerase II
Cellular component (GO): nucleus
Molecular function (GO): DNA-binding transcription factor activity; RNA polymerase II cis-regulatory region sequence-specific DNA binding
Source: RefSeq, a predicted model, not a curated record
GUGAGUGAAGAGUAGUAUAACAACUUCACAAGAAUCAACACUCUUUGGUUGAGCAAUAUGGCUUUCACAGCAUUAGACAUGUGUGAGGAGAAUAUGGUUUUCAGUUUGGAGUCUCAGAAGUCAGUGCCUGCACCUUUCCUGACAAAGACAUACCAGCUUGUUGAUGACCCUCUCACUGACCACAUUGUGUCUUGGGGUGAAGAUCACAUCACAUUUGUUGUGUGGAGGCCCCCUGAGUUUGCUAGAGAUCUUCUUCCCAACUAUUUCAAACAUAACAACUUCUCAAGCUUUGUUAGGCAACUCAACACCUAUGGUUUCAAGAAGUUAGUUGCAGAUAGGUGGGAGUUUGCAAAUGAGUUCUUCAGAAAAGGAGCUAGGCACCUGUUAUGUGAAAUCCACAGGAGAAGAACACAUAAUCAUCAGCACCAUCACCAACUCCACCUUGUUCAACCACCACAGAUUCUUCAGCAAGAUCAUGAAAGUCUCUGUUGGCCUGACCCUCCAUUAUUACCAUCUCCUAAAUUAAGCACAGAUAUUUUAACAGAACUUUCUGAGGACAACCAGAGACUAAGAAAAAAGAACUUUAUGCUCUUAUCAGAACUCAGUCAAAUGAAGAAUCUGUACAAUGACAUUAUAUAUUUCAUCCAAAACCAUUUAAAACCAACAACACCCUUUGACCAAAGAAGCAGUAGUGCUUUCCCAAGGCUGGUGGAUUUGGAUAUGUUGCCUGAUUCUCGAACAGAUGUGGGACUAAGAAAUAUGAAAAGAUGUAUCAUAAAGAAGUCUUUGAUAAGUUGUAAUGAGGAAUCAAACAGUUCUGUGAAGCUCUUUGGGGUUCCAUUAAUUGGAAAAAAAAAGAUUGCACUCAGAUAACAUAAAUUGAUGGACAAAUGUAUUGAAAGGGUGUCUCAUGAGGUUUAUUAGCUUGCAUUUAGAUUGCCCUGACUGUUUUUAUUGAGUAGAAUCUCUUUUGUUUAAAAAGACAAGGAUCUUCUAGGGAGUUAAUCAUGUUCGAGCUAGGUAUGAUUAGCUUUUUCUACCAGAUAUUUAACGCGUGCAGGUGCAUUCAUUUCUGGUACUAGUUGAUCUAUGCGUUUGGUGGUAACUUGAGCAGAAUCUUUUUAGUCAUGUAUAGCGCUGGUUGAUGUUUUCAUUAGAUUUUGGUAUUCCCUUUUUGCAAUCUUAUUGUUGGAGUUGUAAAUUAUAUUA